GUAUAGCCCCCAAGAGUCUUUUCACCACCAAAGUUACAUUUUGAGUCUGUUCAUAGGCAAGGCAUGGCUUCAUCUAUCACUCUGAUCGCAGUCUUUUCAAUUGCCCUGUUUGCAUGCAUCACGGAAGCAAGGAAGAAUCCUACGGACUUUUUGCAAUCUGCUGUCAUUAAUGAGCAUACUGAGGACAAUCACCAUGCAGAGUCGUCCCUUUCCAAUCAGAAGAAGACAAGUAAUGGUAACACAUUGAAGGAUUUCGAGUCGAAGCCCGGCUCCUUUCUCUGGGGGUAUCAAGGCAACGAGGCUGAGUCUAAGUCUAAGGAGGAGAAGCCUCUUAUGAAAGGCUUUGAGUCGAAGCCCGGCUCCUUUCUCUGGGGGUAUCAAGGCAACGACGUUGAGUCUAAGUCUAAGGAGGAGAAGCCUUUUAUGAAAGGCUUUGAGUCAAAGCCCGGCUCUUUUCUCUGGGGGUAUCAAGGCAACAAUGCUGAGUCUAAGUCUAAGGAGGAGAACCCUCUUAUGAAAGACUUUGAGUCGAAGCCCGGCUCCUUUCUCUGGGGGUAUCAAGGCAACGACGCUGAGUCUAAGUCUGAGGAGGAGAAGCCUCUUAUGAAAGACUUUGAGUUGAAACCCGGCUCCUUUCUCUGGGGGUAUCAAGGCAACGACGCUGAGUCUAAGUCUAAGGAGGAGAAGCCUCUUAUAAAAGACUUUGAAUCGAAGCCCGGCUCCUUUCUCUGGGGGUAUCAAGGCAACGAUGUUGAGUCAAAGUCUAAGGAGAAGAAGCCUCUUAUAGCCCGGCUCCUUUCUCUGGGGAUAUCAAGGCCCUCUUAUGAAAGACUUUGAGUCAAAGCCCGGCUCCUUUCUCUGGGGUAUCAAGGCAACGACGCUGAGUCUAAGUCUAAGGAGGAGAAGCCUCUUAUGAAAGACUUUGAGUCGAAGCCCGGCUCCUUUCUCUGGGGGUAUCAAGGCAACCACGCUGAGUACAAGGAGGAGAAACCACUCGUGAAAGAUAAUUAAUGUCCAGGGAAGCCGCAACUUUACCUCUGAAUGGACCACGGACAUAUAUGUCUUCUAGCUGGUCUGAUUUUCUGCAUUUUCUUUAUUGGCAUGAACAUGUGUGAUAUGUAAUAAAUGCAGUUCUUCUUUCAACCAAGCGUUCUGUAUAAUUAAUUAAAUGAAAGUCAGUAGCGUUGAGUGCA
This is a messenger RNA of Coffea arabica (coffee), 1193 nucleotides long. RefSeq lists its product as uncharacterized. The record is from RefSeq and is a predicted model, not a curated record. NCBI's taxonomy places the organism in Eukaryota, Viridiplantae, Streptophyta, Magnoliopsida, Gentianales, Rubiaceae.